AUGGCUUCGCAGACUCAAUCGAGUUCGUCCGUAUCGGCCUUUGUGUCUGCACUGAUUUUGAACUUGAUUAUAUUCGCUGUUUUCCUUACAGUCUUUGUUGUCUGUAAAGACAAGUUCAAAAGAGUGUAUCAGCCAAGAUCGACGGUUGACACUGUUCCCAGCAGACUCAAGGCAGAUCCGCAGCCUAGAGGCGCGUUUGCUUGGAUUAGCUUCAUCCUCUCCAAACCAGAAUCCUACAUCAUUGAGAAAGCCGGUGUUGAUGGUUACUUUUUCCUGCGCUAUAUAUUAACCUUCGCCUCGUUAGGAAUUGUCGGUGGUUUAUUCAUAUGGCCAGUGUUGUUUUCCGUCAACGCCACUGGCGGUGCUCACCAGAAAGGGUUUGAUAUCAUCUCGUAUUCUAAUAACGCCGGAAGAUGGAGAUCCUUUGCCCAUGUGUUUUGCUCUUGGUUGUUUUUCGGCUUAGUCAUUUACACAAUUUACAAGGAGUUGAUUUACUACACUAGUUUCAGACACGCUUUGCAGACCACUCCACUGUACUCGUCCUUGAUUUCUUCCAAGACUCUGUUUAUUGACAAUGUUCCAGAUUCAAUGCUAGACGAGGAUACUUUGCACAGACUAUUCCCAGCUGCUGUGAAUGUUUGGUACACCAGAGAUACCAAAGAGUUGCAGGACCUUAUCAAGAAGAGAACCAAACUUUCUGGUAAGCUUGAGAAUAGCAUUGUGAAGGUUGUUGGCAAGGCCAUCAAGCUCAGAACUAAGGCUGCGAAAAAGAACAAGCCAGUUCCCGAGCCAGCCAACGAAAUUACCUCCUACAUUCCAGAAAAGAAGCUUCCAACUUACAAGGAUUCUUGGAUUCCAUUCUUCGGAAAGAAAAAGUCUCUGUUCACUACUGGUAUUGACGAGCUUGGCGAGUAUAACAAGAAAAUUAACGAUGAACAACUGAAGUACCCGGACGGUUUUGAGAAGACUGGCUCCGUGUUCAUUGAAUUUGCCAACCACUUGGAGUUGCAAAGAGCAUACCAAGGUGUUCCAUACUCGAAGGAGCUCAAAUACUCGAGAAGAUUCACUUCUAUUGCUCCUGACGAUGUUGUUUGGGAAAAUUCUGGUCUCACGGCCAAGGUCAGAGCAGGAAAGCGGUCCAUUGCAAUCACGAUUUUGACCUUAUUAAUCAUUUUCUGGGCCAUUCCGGUUGCCGUUGUCGGUGCUAUUUCCAACAUCAACUACUUGACUGAAAAAGUGCACUUCUUGCGUUUCAUCAACAACAUGCCUUCCGUUCUUAUGGGUAUCAUUACAGCUUUGCUCCCAACUAUCGCUCUUGCUGUGCUGAUGAUGUUGCUUCCACCAUUCAUUAGAAAGAUGGGUAAACUAAGUGGAUGCAUGACAGCUCAAAGUGUUGACUUCUGGACUCAGCAAUGGUACUACGGCUUCCAAGUGGUUCAGGUCUUUUUGGUUGCUACCUGUACCUCUGCUGCUGCAUCUUCUGUCUCUGAUGUGAUUGAGAAUCCAUCCAGUGCUAUGCCUUUGCUUGGUCAAAAAUUACCAGCUGCUGCCAACUUCUACAUUUCGUACAUGUUGCUGCAAGGUCUGUCGAUCAGCUCUGGUGCUUUGGCCCAAAUAGUUGGUUUGAUUCUCUCCUUCUUUCUUGGAAGGAUUCUUGAUGGCACCCCAAGAAAGAAGUGGAACCGCUACAAUACAUUGGGAACACCAUCGUGGGGUACAACAUACGCUGCUUUCGGUCUUUUCACGGUCAUUAUGCUUGUUUAUUCAAUCAUCUCGCCAAUCAUUAUUGCCUUUACUACCAUCGCCUAUUUCCUCAUUUACGUUGCAUACCUUUACAACUUGAACUACGUUCUCGAUCGCAAUGUUGACAACAGAGGUCGCAACUACCCUCUGGCCCUGUUCGAAGUCUUUGUUGGCUUGUACCUUGCCGAACUCUGUUUGAUUGCCCUGUUUGUCAUGCCAAAGAACUGGGCAUGCGUGGUCCUGGAGGCAGUCAUGCUGGCAGCUACCGUUGCUGCCCAUCUCUAUUGCAGAUGGAAGUUUGAGCCUCUUCUUGACACCGUGCCAGUCGGCGCCAUGAAAGAGGCCAACGGAGGAAUUGUCGGUGCAUAUCCAAUGAGCGAUCAAGGUCUGCGUCAAAUCCGGGAAGAAGGCCAGACCUACUUUGUCGCUGACGGCUCUGAUUCUUCGAAGUUCUCUGAGUACGGCGGAGGUGCUAAGCAGCACUCGUUGGCCAGCGACAGCCAUACUGCUGCCACCGACUUGGAGAAAAUCGGAACCCUGGACAACGAAGAGAGGCCGUUCAACCAGGCUAACGUUACCGAAGAACAGGUCAAUAAAUUUGAUGCUAGACGUUACGCUAGUGCGUCUUUUGUGAAGGGAUACGUGAACAGAUACUUCAAGCCAAGAACGUACUUGAGCUUCAACUACGUGAGGUCAAUUCUUCCUGUCUCGUGGCAAGACCCAGUUCCUGAUCAAGGUCUGACGUUUAAGGACCCAGCUGCCUCGGUGGAUGAGCCAUACUUGUGGAUCGCACGUGACAGUCAGGGCCUGAGCAGAAGCUUUGUGGAGCGUUGCCAGGGAAAGCUGCUAAUCAGCGAUGAGAACGCCGUUGUGGAAGAUAACGGAAAGAACAGGUACACUGGUCCGCCACCAGACUAUACAGAUAUCCAGAAGGCCUGA
This is a messenger RNA of Ogataea parapolymorpha DL-1, 2682 nucleotides long. RefSeq lists its product as uncharacterized. Gene Ontology annotation, molecular function: calcium-activated cation channel activity. The transcript has a single exon. Bases 1 to 2682 code for a protein of 893 amino acids. The record is from RefSeq and is a predicted model, not a curated record. NCBI's taxonomy places the organism in Eukaryota, Fungi, Ascomycota, Pichiomycetes, Pichiales, Pichiaceae. Gene Ontology annotation, cellular component: plasma membrane.